CCAAUCAACAAGUGGACCUCAAGUACCUACCUAGGUAGGUAGGCACCUAGGCGUUAUUGAUCCCUUCUGCUGGCCAGAUCAUCGAUUAAUCCAUUCAGGUCAUAGCGAAAAGGAGUUGAGUGCGCAGGCUUACACGUACAUACACUAGCCAGUGCACUAGAUCGCAACCUUCAGUUACUAUUGCCCGUCGAGGCCUGUCUUCUUUUCGACAACUCGAGUCUCUUAUGCCAACCGCUAUUUCUUCUCCCACGGCAUAACGACUUUCUAGCCACCACGCUCAUUCAUCACCUCUUAUCGCUGCGCACGACUUGUCUGUUCCUGUCGCACUUUUACAAGCCCUCCCCUUACAUUCAUAGAUUAUCUACUAUCGCGUCGCGCCUCUGAACCCGAUCACCAUGGACAGCAUUGAGGCCGACCAGACGCCUUUUGCGGCCGUUACAGCCCAAACUUCAAAGAUCCAGAGGCAAUACCAAACUCUCCUCGAUAAAUCAACACCCUAUGUUCUAUAUCGCUGGAUUGGCACGGCCGUAGGCUUAUCGCUCUUCUUCCUUCGAGUAUUUGUCGCGCAAGGCUGGUACAUUGUGGCCUAUGCGCUCGGCAUCUACCUGCUCAACCUUUUCCUCGCAUUCCUACAGCCCAAGUUCGACCCGUCAAACGAUAUCCUCGACAAUGAAAUGGAAGACGGGUCUGCCGGUAGUCUCCCCACCAAGCAGGAUGAAGAGUUCCGGCCAUUUAUCCGUCGCCUGCCCGAGUUCAAGUUUUGGUACGAGGCAACUCGCGCCGUUGUCAUUUCAUUCGUCUGCAGCUGGUUCGACGUCUUCGACAUCCCCGUCUUUUGGCCCGUCCUGGUCAUGUACUGGUUUAUCCUUUUCAUCCUGACCAUGCGCAAGCAAAUCCAGCACAUGAUCAAAUACCGAUAUGUCCCCUUCUCUUUUGGCAAGGCGAAAUACGGUAAAAGCAGUACCUCAUAAACGACGUCUGGGGGGGACUUGGCUGUGAGAGGGCUCUUGUGGCGUUGAAAUCCCCAAUGCCAACAGGUGUAAAUGGGGAAUGUUGAACGGCCACCGAGAGGAGACCGUCACUAUCUUAGAUCAGGCCUGAGCUAAGUGCAAGAUGAUAGGCAGAGCUUCGAAUUGUACAAAUUUAUGAUCAAUGCAUAAUGUACGUGUAUGCAGGGAAUUGUUUGUGGUUGCAAGCAGAUUCUUUCUUACGCGCAUGGUACCAAACUAGGGGGUUUCAAGGAUGGGAUUCCAGGUUGCGCAACGGAAAUUUUGGCGCAGAGAUGUUUCUUUGCUAAGGUAUCGGGCGACUAUAGAUUUUGUAAUAGUGCGAAGCACAGUGAAGCUUUAGAUACUACACUACCGGACGUGUAUUUUUACAAGCAGCAAUGCGACAAAGUUCAAAACGGGCGCUAUUACUUAGGAGAAUACCUGGUACCUAGAUACGCUUAGGUAGCGUAAGUAAGCCCCUGUAGUUGCCCAUACUGUAGG
Molecule: messenger RNA, 1490 nt
Organism: Xylaria bambusicola
Lineage: Eukaryota; Fungi; Ascomycota; Sordariomycetes; Xylariales; Xylariaceae
Product: retrieval of early ER protein Rer1
Exons: 4
Coding region: 396-971 (191 amino acids)
Biological process (GO): retrograde vesicle-mediated transport, Golgi to endoplasmic reticulum; protein retention in ER lumen
Cellular component (GO): Golgi membrane
Source: RefSeq, a predicted model, not a curated record